AGCACGCACCUGCACGUGCUCAUUCAUCAACAGACGCUGAAGCACUUGCCAAUCUCUGCCGAUCACGCUAUUGCCUCUGCCCCGUCAUAAUUCUUUGUUUCCCUAACCCCUUCUUUGCCUCCUGCACCUCCGCAGGUCGUCUUAAUUAUUUUCGUCGCUUAUUGCUCUCCCCGCACCACACCCGCCGCUUCCAUGGCCGCUAUCCCGGCACCACACCGUGCGGCAGACGGCGGACACCGGAAGGUGCUGCUCCUCGCCGUUGCACUCGCCCUCCUCGUUGUCCUCCACGCACGCGCCGCACCGGUCCCUCCACCCGCCGACACCGCACCGCACAACGAGCACCGGUGCGGCUUCGACGAGUUGGAGGCGCGCACGGUCGGCACGCGUGUCAGCGGCAUCAGCCGCGUGGUGCCGCCCGCGCUGUCGCUGCGCAACGUCGACGCAGUCGCCACAGCCGCAGCGGACACCCCCGCCUCCUGGCAGCCCAUCCGCAUCCGCGUCUUCACCGAGGACUUGGAGGACACAAACAAGUUCUGCACAAGGGCGGGUCAAGUGCGUCCCGACUUUGAAGGCGGGAGAUCCACGUGCACCGGUGACGACGUCCUCACGGACCACAAGAAGAAAGUGCUGAAGGAGCUGCUGAUCCCUUCCGCCAUCAAGCUGCACGAGGAGCGCCUCAACGUGCAGCGCGUGGACGGCAGCAUCGUCGUUGGUCCUUCCAUCUCCACCGACGGCAUCUGCGGUCAGUUCACCGUCCCCUCCUCGCACACCACCACCGGUGUCAGCGACGCGGACUUCGUGCUGUACAUGUCGGCGGGCCCCACCAGCGGCACCUCCAUUGCCUGGGCCACGACGUGUCAGAACUUCGCCGACACCGGCCGCCCCUCCGUCGGUGUGUCGAACGUGUCCCCCAAGUACAUCUCCGCUGACCCGAAGACGGUGCGUGUCAUCACGCACGAGCUGCUGCACGCCCUCGGCUUCAGCAUCAACUCCUUUCUAUCACGUGGAAUGUACACCACUCGAGGUCUCCGAGGCAAGGGACGAUCUCCUGUCCUCGUCUCCUCCAACGUGGUCGCCAAGGCCCGUGAACAGUACGGGUGCCCCUCCCUGCGGUACAUGGAGCUGGAGGACGAAGGUGGUGACGGCACUGUCUACUCGCACUGGAAGCGGCGCAGCGCCAAGGACGAGCUCAUGGCCGGCAUCAGCGGCGUGGGCCACUACACUGCCCUGACCAUCGCCGCCAUGGAGGACAUGGGCUUCUACAAAGGCAACUACACCAACGCGGAGCCGAUGUCGUACGGGCGGAACGCCGGCUGCACGCUUUCCACGUCCAAGUGUGUGAUUGACGGCGUGUCGCAGUUUCCCGAGAUGUUCUGCGCUUCUUCGGAUAACGCCAUGACAUGCACGUCCGAUCACACGGCACUGGGUUCCUGCGGUGUGUAUCAGUACAAAUCUGAUUUGCCGCCCUACUUUCAGUACUUCUCAAACCCCACGUACGGCGGUGCGGACCCUCUGAUGGACUACUGCCCCUACAUCGAAGAGUACUCUAACUCGAACUGCAGCACAGAUACCGGCAUACUCCUCGGCAGCACCUACGGUGUGAACUCGCGGUGCUUGGACGUGCCUUCCGGCUUCGCUUACGGUGGCAGAACAUCUCCCGUACUGUUGGCCAUCUGUGCGGAGGUGCAGUGCAACAGCCCGACGUACUCCGUGAAGGUCGCCGGUGCCUCGAGCUUCACCGCCUGCACCCCUGGUGCGACUCUGUCGCUGCCGCACCUCAGCCCCUCGUUUUCGUCGGGCUCCCUGACCUGUCCGCGCUACGACGACGUCUGCACCGGGCUGGUGAAAGCGACGGAGUACAAGGAGUCCGCCACGAGGGGAACAACUCCUACCGAUGGAACGCAGAACAUGAGCGUGACAACAACAGCGGCACCGCGGAACUCGAGUGGGCCUUCCUCCUCCGCUCACGGUGACGACAAUGCGUCGACGAAACAACCGAAGGGAAGGAAUGUGGCUACUGGGCUUUCGAGUUCAGUUGCAUGCGGAGGGCUCCUCUUGGCUAUGUUGUUCAGUGCAGUUCUCGCUGCGUAG
Messenger RNA from Leptomonas pyrrhocoris, 2091 nucleotides. RefSeq names its product putative mitochondrial major surface protease gp63, putative,leishmanolysin. Gene Ontology annotation, biological process: proteolysis; cell adhesion. Gene Ontology annotation, molecular function: metalloendopeptidase activity. The record is from RefSeq and is a predicted model, not a curated record. Gene Ontology annotation, cellular component: membrane; cytoplasm. The coding region runs from base 193 to 2091 and encodes 632 amino acids. The transcript has a single exon. NCBI's taxonomy places the organism in Eukaryota, Euglenozoa, Kinetoplastea, Trypanosomatida, Trypanosomatidae.